UACAUGUAUUUUUAACCAUCAGACAUUUACUAUUCAUAACGCGCUUCGGUUUACAUUGUAAUAAGUUUAGAAUCGCGUUAUUGUGUUUCGCGAGUAAAUGUAAUCUCUCUAGACUAGAUACUAUAAAAUCAAAGUAUCAUCUUUGACUUUGUUGUCUACAUGAUGCAAAAAUAUAAUUAAUAUAACGCAGGAAGAGACAGAGCAGGUUUGGAUUUUUGGAGCAUUGACGAGUCGUUGAUGAACGAAAUGUUGUCCCGCGAGGGACCCGUGACCCCGUGCGUACAGCUUAUCGUGUGCUCGGCGGUGGCUGUUGCGAGGCAUUCGGACAAUCAGUCGAGCGCCGAUAAGAUUAUCGAUGGCUUGUCCAGUCACAGUUGGUUCGAGCAAGUUACCAAUGGAACCUCCAUAGAGGAAGCGAUUUCGAUGGGUCGCAAAGUCUCGGAAACAGAAGAGUGCAACGUUUCUUACAAAAAUUGCGCUUUGAAUCGACAAAUCGUCAAUAAUUUGUUGAAACUUGUCGGCUUGUAACAAAAAAAAAAAAA
Molecule: messenger RNA, 542 nt
Organism: Copidosoma floridanum
Lineage: Eukaryota; Metazoa; Arthropoda; Insecta; Hymenoptera; Encyrtidae
Source: RefSeq, a predicted model, not a curated record